Molecule: messenger RNA, 828 nt
Organism: Wasmannia auropunctata (little fire ant)
Lineage: Eukaryota; Metazoa; Arthropoda; Insecta; Hymenoptera; Formicidae
Exons: 3
Coding region: 202-828 (208 amino acids)
Source: RefSeq, a predicted model, not a curated record
AAUGGAGUAUAUCACUUUUAUCAUUUAUGGACGCAGAAAGUUUGACGGGUUCAAGAAAAAUUACCUAAUUGUUUCAACUAAUUCACUUUGGUCGUGUCGACAAUUUAAGAGUCGGGUGCCAUUUAUUAUUGGAGUUGGAGUUGGAGUUCAACUAAUUGACAUCGAUUACUUUUAAAAGUUAAACGAAAUAGAGGAAUAAAGAUGGAGAUUAUAGAAGGAAAACGAAAUGGAUCUCAAUUAUAUGUUUAUAACAAUUAUACCUACUAUAUGGACAAAAGAUAUAGUAAUAUAUAUCGUUGCUCGAAGCGUAAGAUUGAGAAAUGCUCUGCAGUCAUAGAAAAAGAAGGAGAAUCUUAUAAUUUGAAACAUAAACAUAAUCAUUCAGAAGAUCAAUAUGUUGUUGAAAUUCAUAAAAUGAAAAAAGAAAUGAUUCAAUUGUGUAAAGAAACAACGAAAUCUUCUAAACAUGUAUUUGAUACAGUUUCUUGCAAUAAUUUGAGAGUUGCACCAUAUAUUUCAUACAGUAGCAUGAAAUCUAUUCUCAGCCGUCACAAGGCCAAAUCACGUCCAGAUAUUCCUAAUGAUUUACAUGAUUUGCACAAACAAUUAGAAACGUAUAUACCUACAAGUAAUAUUUAUAAAGGUUGUGCUAAAUCGUCUGAUAACAAAGUAGCACUUAUUUUUAGUAAUGAUGUAUUAUUAAAAGUACUAUCUGAAGCAUGUGAAAUUUUUGUGGAUGGGACAUUUUCGAUUGUACCAAAGAAACCUGCUAUUGCCCAGUUGUACACCAUACACAUUCGCUACAUAGAUACAGUAUGUAAUGUAUAA